This is a messenger RNA of Prorocentrum cordatum, 504 nucleotides long. The record is from the annotation of a GenBank genome assembly. Lineage: Eukaryota; Dinophyceae; Prorocentrales; Prorocentraceae.
GCGCUGGUGCUGCGGGUGGGGGCGCGUCAGGCCCACUCGGGUCUACCGAGCUGCAGAUGCUGGCCCCCUUUUGCCAAGCGCGACGGGGACGACGAGACCGCGGGCAAGUACCAGUACAAGAUCGACGCCCUCGCGGCGAAGCCCAAGCCAGCCCCGAACCCUCUUCAAGAUCAAGUGUUGGACCUUCAUCGGGAGAUCACGAAGUUUGACGGCAAUAUGGAAUCGGACCUGGCCAUGUACAACCGGUGGGCGGAAAGGGUUCGCAAGCAUGAUAUUUUCUUGCGCGAUCUGUUCGACAGGCCCAAAGCCCGGAUCGAGCAGCACCACAUCCUGGUUGCGUACGGCACCAUCGACGACGGCGGCCUCUUAUGCGACCUCCCAGGCGACGCCGAGCUGGAGCAGGCGGACAUCGAGGAGAUGGAGAUGCUUCGCCCCCAGCUCGAGGAUCUCAUCGCCAACGCGGCCAAGCAGCUCUUCGAGAGCGUCGUGGCCCGCGCGGUGGCG